This is a messenger RNA of Penicillium psychrosexuale, 675 nucleotides long. The record is from RefSeq and is a predicted model, not a curated record. Lineage: Eukaryota; Fungi; Ascomycota; Eurotiomycetes; Eurotiales; Aspergillaceae.
AUGACAGAGAAGGAACUACCAACGCAGCCCAAUCCUCACAAGGACGAGGUAACAAUCGCGGAGGAGGACGUGGAAGACGAGGAGAAGGACGGGCCACAAAAGGACGAGAGUGGAAUAUGCGCCUACUGCGGUUUCGGGCCUCAUAAAGCCAAAGCCUGUUCCUACCUGGCAGAGGUGCCACCCACCCAUUGGACCAGCAGCCCACACAUCUGGAAUUACUCCAUCGCACUGCGCGAGGGAGAGAGUAUGGCCAUCACAGCGGCAGCUCACCCCUCGGAUAGAUUAAACAGCUGGUUACUCGAAACUGGGUCUGAUAAAACACCUACUCACAGUUUUGAGGACUUCUACACGUACCAAGAAGACAGCCCAGACGUAGCGUACGCCUACCGAGACUACUCCGGCAACAGAGUUAUGACACAGGGACACGGAGAGGUCCUGGUCAAGGCAGGUCUUGAAGAUGGAACAACGUACACAUUCCUUACAACCGGCUACUACAGUCCAAAUUUGAAGCAAAAAAAGACAAAAACAUACAACAGUGAGGAUUCGCUGGUGGUCACCCACCCAACUACUAACUCACCGGCGUGUGGCUUGAGUACGGCUGAGCGGACGGGAAGCCCUAUUUUCCACACCCUAUGGUCGUAUGUACUUGGCGUAGCACUGGAGGGGAACAUAUAA